Acaulospora colombiana is the source of this 582-nucleotide messenger RNA. Lineage: Eukaryota; Fungi; Glomeromycota; Glomeromycetes; Diversisporales; Acaulosporaceae. The record is from the annotation of a GenBank genome assembly.
AUGGAGCCGGCAACAACUCCACGGUCAGAAAACAAUAGAACACCUCAAGAAGCUCGAGAUCAUCUCGUGUCGUCUCCCGAGCCUUUGAAUAUCCGAGUCGAAGAUCGUAGAGAUACUGAUCUACAAAUACAGAUCUUCUCAAAAAGACUGCAACAGUCAUCGAUUAACUCGUGGGUAAAAGGUGCCAACUCACUGGCUGUCGUGGUGAGUAAUCUCGUUUCGUCGGAUUGGAUACAUACUGAUGGUCUCAAGACGGCACUCUUUGCCGCGGUCCAAGUAUCUCUGGUUCAAAUAGUCGUAUCCUACGAAGAUGCUGGGAACAAUGUAACGUGGAACACUCUGCGUUGGUUCAUGUAUGCCGGGGUGCUCACUGACCUUGGUGGAACCGCCUCCGCCAUCGCAAUUGUAAACAUGCUGUCUUCUGCAACGAUCACGGCGCGCUCCAAAGCUAUCGAAGUCAUGGAUUCUGCUCCAAGAAAAGUAAUGGAUGGUCUGCCUAUCGAUCCCAAUCUCUUUACCGACUCGCAGGAGGUCCAACUCUUACGCGAAUUUGGAGUCUCUUCCGCAUUCGCCAAAGAUUAA